Messenger RNA from Chelonoidis abingdonii (Abingdon island giant tortoise), 2464 nucleotides. The record is from RefSeq and is a predicted model, not a curated record. NCBI's taxonomy places the organism in Eukaryota, Metazoa, Chordata, Testudines, Testudinidae.
AUGGCGGGCUGUGUGGAGCGAAGGGUUUGCAGACGGUCCCUGGCUCCCAGAGGUGCCCCCAGCGUCUUCGGUGACAGGUGCCUGAUCGAGGCUCGUGCAGACGUGGGCUGUGACGGCUCUAACAAGGAAACGAGGAGCAGGGCCCGUGGGGCCGUGUUCGUGUUCCCCGUGGAUGCCGGAGCGCCGUCAACGCCUCCAGGCCCCUGGGGGCCCUGUCACCAGGCCCAGCUCCAUGAGAAGAAACAGGCGCAGGAGCUGUACGGGGAUGCGCUGGCCGGGGGGCAGAGCUCGUUCUUGCUGCAGCAGGAGGGGACUGGGGGUGACGUUUUCAGCUGCUCCCUGGGGAACUUACCCCCUGGGGAGGAGGCGGCGCUGACCCUGCAGUACGUCUGUGAGCUGCCACUGGAGCCCGAUGGAGCCGCCCGGUACAUGCUGCCAGCCGUGCUGCACCCCCAUUACACGCCUCAAGGGUGGGACGGGGAGGACGUCACUCAGGGGGUCCCACGAGUCCCUCAGGGGGAGCUGCCCUACACCCUGAGCCUGAGCGCCACACUGCAGUCACCCCACGGCAUCGACCGUGUGCUCUCCAACUGCUCCCUCACCCCCCUGAGCUACCCGGCCGGGAACCGGACCACUGCCCAGGUGUCACUAGCCGAGGCUCCCCCAUGGGGCCGGGACGUGGAGCUGCUGGUGUUUUAUGCGGAGCCGCACAAACCCAGUGCGGUGCUGGAGGCCGGGCUGCCUGGAGUGGAGCCAGGCUCCCUGAUGGGCGACCUGGCCGUGAUGGUGACCCGUCUGCCCAGCCUGCCGAGGCGGGUGCCGGGCCAGAGCUCAGCCGGGGAGUUCUACUUCCUGCUGGAUCGCUUCGGCAGCAUGCAGUGCCCCGUGACGGCCGGACUGCUCGCCUCAGCGCAUCGACAGCGCCAAGGCAGAGCGUGGCAUACAGCCAACAGACCCAUGGCCAGUCCCUGCCAGCGCGUUCCAGCAGCUCCCGAGCUGACCUGUGGGCACCGCGAUUAUCUUGGCGCCGCUACAAGCCAUUUACCGCAGCCAUGCCGGGACGGGCACCGCGCGCCAGGCUGGAGCCUGGCGGAGCAGCUGAUGGGGCUUUGGGGUGUGGGGGCUCGGAGUGAGAAUGGUGAUACUCGCUGCAUGCGGUUGGUGGUGCUAUUCGUGUUCACGGACGGGGAGGUGGAGAACACCGAUGACGUCAUUGCUGAGGUGCAGCGUCACCAGGGGGCCCACAGGUGCUUCUCCUUCGGCAUCGGGGAAGGGGCUUCCACGGCUCUGGUCAAAGGCAUCGCCCGGGCAGCAGGGGGCAGCGCCGAGUUCAUCACAGGCCAGGACCGCAUGCAGCCCAAGGUGCUACAGUCUCUGAAGCGGGCCCUGCAGCCAGCCGUGACUCAGAUCUCGCUGUGCUGGGAUCUGCCCCCCGGGAUGGAGGUGGCACUGCUGGGCCGGGGCCCUGAGGUGAUCUUCCCUGGGAAGCGGUGCCUCAUCUACGCCCAGCUCCGCGGGCAGCCCCAGCCCCCAGACACUGCCGUAGGGGGUGUCACCCUGCAGUACCGCAUCCAGGACCAGACCUACAAGGAGACACUGCAGUUCCCCCUGCAGCCACAGGAUGGAGACAGGCUGCCUAUUCACCGGCUGGCAGCCAAGUCGCUGCUGCUGGAGCUGGAGGGGGCUGUGGACACCAGGUCGGAGGGGGACCGGCGCCGGGCGCUGGAGACCAGCCUGAGCUCGGGGGUCAUCUGCUCCCUCACGGCCUAUGUGGGGAUGGACACAGAGUGGACGCAGCCGGUGCAGGGGCCGCUGGUGAGACGGGACAUCCCUCUCCCAGGGUUCGAUUUGAUGUCAGGCCAUUUGCAGUACAAUGCACCGUACACCUUCCCGGCAGUCAUUCGCCUGGACAGAGGCAACCAAGGCCCCAGCAGAAUGGUGGUUGUGGAGCAUUCGAACCGAUGCUACAAGCAGCACCCCCCUCCGAAGUGUCUGUCCUGGCUCUAUCGCCUCUCAGAGCUCAUCUGGGGGAGCUCCCGACGUGAGGGCAGCAAGUCCUGCAAACAUGGCACCCCUCCAGAGACUGCGCCCCAGGAAGAGGGGGCACCGGAAGAGUCUCCCCUGCUGAGGCUGGUGUCUCUGCAGAAUGCUGAUGGCUCGUGGGACCUGGACUCCCGGCUGGCUGCCUCACUGGGAGUGAGCGAGACCGACGCCAGGGGGAGGAUGCCCAGUAAGGAUGUGCCCCCCAGUGUCUGGGCCACGGUGCUGGCUGUGGUCUGGCUGCACGGCCGGGCCGCGGGGCAGCGCGACGAGUGGGAGCUGCUGGAGGCCAAGGCUGUGGGCUGGGUGCGGGACCAAGCAGGGGCCCGGCUGAGUGAAUGCCUGGAAGCUGCCAACACCCUGCUGGGAUGCACUGUUGGCCCUGCCAUCUUCAGGCUCUGAGCCCCCCUGCAGGAUCCCCAUU